This is a messenger RNA of Carassius gibelio (silver crucian carp), 1768 nucleotides long. RefSeq names its product ECRG4 augurin precursor b (gene ecrg4b). Lineage: Eukaryota; Metazoa; Chordata; Actinopteri; Cypriniformes; Cyprinidae. The transcript has 4 exons. The record is from RefSeq and is a predicted model, not a curated record. Gene Ontology annotation, biological process: central nervous system development; anaphase-promoting complex-dependent catabolic process; G1 to G0 transition. Bases 10 to 444 code for a protein of 144 amino acids.
AACAACAGCAUGUCACUCCACAGCCUCUGUGUUCAAGCUGUCCUUCUCAUAAGUAUCCUGUCUCUCUGCUCACCCUCAGGUGGUGCAUUUGGGAGUAGCAUACAGAGGAUCCUCAUGAAACGCAAUGCAAAGGAGCUGGAAGCCAGAGCCAAAGCACAGAUUGCAGUGCCGCAGUCAAAGGCUAAAGAGUUUCUGUCAGAUUUUCACAGGUUUAAGAGAAAUGUAUGGGAUCGGAGCCAUCCUGAUGUCCAGCAGUGGAUCCAGCAGUUCAUGUACAUGGGCUAUGAUGAGGCAAGACUGGAGACUGAUCUCUCCUAUUGGAUGGACCAGGCCAGAUCAAAUGACCAGGGCCGGCAGCAUCAUCAUGAUGAGAAUGCACCUAUGAGCCAACAGGACCCCAGUUCCUACAGACACGGGGCUAAUGUCAAUUAUGAUUACUAUUAAGAGCCCUAGAACCUAAAAUUUACUCAGAAACCUGGAGACUAUUGCCUGACUUGUAAAUCAUUCUAAUGCUCUAAGUCAAUGUAUAUUCACAGAACCUACAGUAUGCCCCAUAGAUGAUGUGUGUUUAUACACACACACACACACACACACACACACACACACACACACACACACACACACACACACACACACACACACACACAUUACUAUGUGAGUGUGAUUAUGCAAUUUCUUUAGGGGUAAGCAAAGCAAAACCUAGAGAGGAAUGAAUGCACAUUGAAUAAAAAUAUGUCUAUAAUGCUGAUGUUUUUUGUGUGUUUGAAGAGUGGAGAAGAGUCUUAGUAUUUGUCGCCUAGUUGUAGCCAAAAUAGUUUUGUACGUUUUAACCCCUUAACUGUCACUCAUGUUUUUGAAGAUAGACUUGAUUGUGCAUGAUACAAACCUAAUUUUUUAUAAUUCAUGACUGAAAACAUUUUGUAACAUGAUUUUGAUGUGGUAAUGCAAUGUCUGAUUUUAAAAUGGGUUUUAAAGGAAGAAUUUUGAGAUUUUAUGUUUUCAAGUGAUAUAUAACUUCUGAUGAUUUCUAAAAUGUGAUAGCGAAGGCAACGAGUAAGUCUUUUUUUAAAACAAAGGUCAAAACUCCUUUUGUAAUGUAGAUUUCUGAGGGUGCACUCUUGUCAUAAAUUAGUCUAUUACUUUUCCUACAUAAUUUUUUACCAAAAAAUAUUGGUAAAAUAUAUAUUUGGGAGUCUUAGACCUUUCCAACGAUAUAUAGUCUGUCAAGAUUAGAUUAGAUUUGAUUGCAAUAUAGUAUAGUCAACGUAGGCUUCCUGUAUUCGGAACGGGGUGACAGUUAACAGGUUAAAUAUCUCAUGCAUAUAGCGCUUCAUAGGCUAUAUCAUGAGAUUUUGGUGAAGUGUAUUGAAGUGUAUUAUAUUGCCACAAUAUGUUAUAACUGUUAUAACAUGUAAGUAAAUAAUGCGAUGCACUUGCUAAUUAUAUACAUCUUCUGUAUCUUAAAUCUUGGCAACUCCAUUUUAGCUUGAUUUUCAUACAUUUAAAGUGAAACUUAUAAUGCCACAAUUCCAACUAUGAAAACAGUACAUUUCUAUCUUAGUUUUUUUUCCUAUAUUUCACUUCCUAGUGGUGUGUCAUAGGAUUUUUUAUUUAGCAAAACUGUACGGUGUUAUCAAAUCAGUUGGGUAAAUGAUUCAAUGACUCACUUACAAUAGAUUGACAGUUAAUUUUGGCCACCUGCUAGCAUAUACCUGCAGACAGGGUGGCUGAAUAAUCCCCACCUGUAGUACAUUAAUAGGCAUCUUGA